This is a messenger RNA of Colius striatus (speckled mousebird), 816 nucleotides long. RefSeq names its product proline-rich protein 2-like. Lineage: Eukaryota; Metazoa; Chordata; Aves; Coliiformes; Coliidae. The coding region runs from base 1 to 816 and encodes 271 amino acids. The record is from RefSeq and is a predicted model, not a curated record. The transcript has 2 exons.
AUGAGGGAGCGGGAGCUGCUAGCACGGAGGCAGCCGCGGGCUGCGCAGGUGGCGGUGCCGGAGGUGUCAGAAGCAGAGCGGGGGGUACCGUUGCUCGGACUGCUCUCUCUGCGCCUUCAGAUACUCCUACAGGGGCUUCGACGUCCGUCUCUCCCCCCCGUCCCGCCUCCCCCCCCCGUCCCCGGCGGCUUUCCGACCCCGAGGCACCCCGAGCAGGCCCUGCGACGGCUGCCCGCGCGGCCGCGGCUCCGUCCCUCCCCCGGCCCCAGCCUAGCGGGGAGAAGCGCUGCCCUUGCCCGGGGAGCAAAGGCGGGACCUCCGCAAAGCCCGUGCCCCGCGCUGCGUCGGGCGCGGUCCGGCCGUAGGCUCCCCGGUAGCAGCGGGACGAGGGAAGGAGGCCGCCGCGGAGAGCAGCCCUGGUCCCGGCCAGGUCCGGUCCCUCUCCGCGGACCAGCUCCCGAGUGGAAAGUUUCCCCAGAGACCAAAUCUGAUCCCAAGUUCUCCAGGAGCCACCUCCGAGGAAGAGCGAGAGGAAGCGACGCCGGGCACCGCCGAGCCCCGCCGCCGCCGCCGCCGCCGCCGCCGCAGCCGCCGCCCCGGGUAGGUGUGGGGCUGUGCCCGGGCGCGGAGCGGAGCGCGCUGCGGGGGCUGCGGGGCGCCGCGGCACGCGGCCAGCUCCCCCGGGCGGGCAGCCGGCCGGGAGGCGCGGGGACACCGGGCGAUCGCACCCCGCCGCUCCUGGGGACAGUCGCCCCGCCGCAGACACCCCACGGUCCGGAGUCGCGCACACGCGUGGACUCUCUCUGCGGGGGCUAA